Molecule: messenger RNA, 1827 nt
Organism: Rosa chinensis
Lineage: Eukaryota; Viridiplantae; Streptophyta; Magnoliopsida; Rosales; Rosaceae
Exons: 6
Coding region: 1-1827 (608 amino acids)
Source: RefSeq, a predicted model, not a curated record
AUGGAUUUAAUGGGCAGCUCUGGUUGCUCUAAGAAGAGGAAUAUUUUUGGUGCUCCUAGCCCUGCCAAGGAUAAUAGGAAUAUGACAGAACUAAUGAAUACCAGUGAGGACCAAACCUUUCAGAGAAGAUUCAAAGCAACAAAUGCCAUUAACUUGGAAAAUGCUGCAUCCUUUGUCAAUAUUCUUGAUCCUAUUAUUGAUGAUGCUGACAAUGUGAACCUCUUAAAGCCUGUAACAAUGGAUGAAAUCCAUCUACCUGUUAACUCUAUUGGACCCCUGAAAGCUCCUGGACCUGAUGGCAUUCAUGCCAUGUUUUAUCAGAAGCACUGGGACUUAGUCAAAGACAAGAUGAGUGACAUUGUUCUGGAUUUCUUCCAAAAUAAUACUUCAUUAAGGCUUUUGAAUCACACUAACAUUGCUUUGAUCCCUAAAGUUGAAUCCCCUGAAAUUGUUAGUCACUUUAGACCAAUUAGUUUAUGCAACGUUGUUUAUAAGGUUAUAUCUAAAAUUCUAAUUGCUAGAUUAAAGCGUCUCCUGGUGAAGUGCAUUUCAAGAAACCAAGGAGCUUUUGCUCCUGGAAGAUCUAUUGUUGAUAAUAUCCUUAUUGCUCAUGAAUUGUUUUCUUCGUUCAAUAAAAAGAAGGCUACUUCUGGUUCUAUGGCUAUUAAGCUAGAUUUGGAAAAGGCCUAUGAUUCUUUGGAUUGGAAUUAUAUCAAACUGUGUUUACACAGAUUUGGUUUUGAUGUUAAAUGGAUAAACCUAAUAAUGGAUUGUAUUUCUUCUGUUACCUUUUCCAUUCUUAUUAAUGGCAAACACUUAAAUUACGCUGCUUCUAACUCUAAGAACCAUGUUGGCAUACUCUCCUCUCCUGGAGGAUAUAGAAUAUCCAAUCUUAUGGUUGCUGAUGGCUAUUUGAUUUUUGUCAGAGCAACCAACAAGGCAGCUAAUAAUAAAGACCCCUUGAAUGCUAAAGAAUUACUUUUGAAGAUUUCAAAUAAGCUCAGUGGUUGGAAAAAGGCCACCCUUUCUAGAGCAGGGAAACUUACUCUUAUAAAGUCUAAUAUUGCUGGAAUGCCAAACCAUGUUAUGUCUUGCUUCAAAUGCCCUCCAAAAGUUACUAAAGCCAUUGACAAAGAAACUAGAUCUUUCUUCUGGGGUAAGGAUUGUCAUUGCCCCCCAGUUGCUUGGAACCAAAUUUGCUUGCCUAAAUCCUUAGAUGGUCUUGGAAUUCGACUGACAACUUCUUUCAACAAGGCUGCUUUGGCAAAACUAGGCUGGAAAGUGAUCUCUGAUCAUGAUAACUGGUGGGUUGAUAUUGUUCGUAGGAACUCAGGGGAUGAGGACAUAAACCACCUUUUCUUCUCCUGCCCCUUUGCUGCAAAUGUUUGGCGCUCUGCUGGAAGGAUUACUGAAAAUCUUCUCCUUCUUUGUUGGAACAUUUGGGAGGCGAGGAAUAAUCUAAUUUUCAGACAUUCCUCCUCUCUUCCUAACAUGGUGGUUCAUGCUGCGGCCUCCAUUGGUGAGAACUACGGAAGAAACAACCCUUGCCACUUCAAGGGUCCUACUUCUAUCCCUCAAGUUAUCCGCUGGUUACCUCUUCCUGUUGGCUUCGCCAAGCUCAAUUUCGAUGGUUCUGUUGUCAACAAUAAGAAAGCUUCUUCUGGUUUUGUUAUUAGGGAUCAUGAUGGUUCCCCCUCUUUACUGGUGCGAGAGCCAUUGGUCAUGCUUCUGUCCCCAUUGCUGAAGGAAGUGCAGUCUGUGAUGGUCUUUAUCAUGCGCUCCACCUUAACUGUCGAAAGCUUUAUGUCGAAGGUGGCUCCAAGUUAA